GUCCCGUUAUGAGCAUACUAAAACAACAUGGAUGUCUUCUGAAAGCGUUGUGUGAUUUUAGUUUUAUUCUUUAUACAACAAAAAUAAUUUGUUUUUAAAUACAAGUCUAGUUGCUCUAAAAUAGUUUUUACGUAUUUAUUUGAAUGAUUGAAGUUCACCGAGUAUCCAGUCAACUCAUACUCCACGGUGAUUAACAAAUUCCUUUGCCUCUUGCUAGGCUUGGGCUGUGAUUUUGUUUCUGCAAGACCGAGUCCUAUUUUUAAAGUGAAUGAUAUACCUGUCUCCUCCAACCUUAAUGCGGCGAGGUAUGAGGACACAUAAUGUCAGGAAGGGACAAAGCAGGCCUUCACAAUAGAUCGGCAAACCAGAGAAAAGAUGAUAAGAGCUUGGAGGAAAAGAAAGAAAAAGACAACAGCAGUACACGUUCAAGAAAAUCUUGCUCGUCGUCGACUACGUCAUCAGUCGUACGACAGACGCGCGCCAGUCUGGAGAGAAUCGCCUCACUAUCACAGAGCAAUGUGCAGCGGAAAGCCAGAAGUCUGUCGCCCAAAGGAAGAGACGCCAUGAAGAGGAUCACGCGUCAGUCGUCUCCGCUCCCUUCGGAGCUCCCUUCCCGCCGCAACUCUGUGUUCGAGGAGAAGAAGUCGUCACCUAUCGAUCGUUUAAUAUCGAAAAACAGGUCGGCCAUCAACAAAUCACAACAGAAACAACAAACCGAAACCAAAAGUGUUGUGGACAAAGUUCGUGCGAAAAAUGAGAGGUCAAGGAGUAGCUCCACCUCCAGUAACCAGGCCACAACACAAGCCAAAAAACAACAACCGAAAUUGUCCAAGGAACUCGAUGCAUUGAGAAAGGAUCUGCAAACCAUCCAGCGAAAACAGUCGAGGAAGAUACUAGCGUCGGCGAUAGCACGCAAAAAAGGAGGAGCCGGAAGCGCGAGGAUAAAUCUUAUCGAAAUCGCCGCCAAAAAGCGUCUGCUAAGGAGUAGCAAGCUGUUGAGGAGCUCUAAGGUUCAACAGGGUUCCAAAAAUAGUGACGGAUCAGCGACUGAUAAAGCUGCGACGAAAAAGGUUGUGCGAAAAGACGCUGUCAAUAGGUCGAGGAAGGUUACUAGUAAACCACCUCCACCUCAAGAUGGUGGGGACAGUGUUAGUCCUAGUACAUCCCGAUCGUCGAUGGUGCGGAGCUGCAAGAAGACCGAUCCGAAACCUGUCGAGAGCAAAGCGAAGGACGUUUACGAGCUAGACACAGAGGAUAAGGAUGCAAGGAGCGGUUCGGAAUCUGUGUCUUCCCGGAGUAGUGGCAGUAAUCUGUUGAGAAGGAAGCAACCAACUGUUAUGAAGAUGGACGCCAAAUCGUUGGCCAUGAAGAAGAAGAAGAAGAACACUGCGUCGAAGAACUCGAUAGUGCAGAGGAAGUUGAAGCUGGCGAAGUCUCGAGGACUGAAGCUGAAUCAGCUGAUGGCGAGGAAGUUGAUUGAGGGAAGGAGGAGGGCAACUCAAGAUGAGAAAGAUCAGAAGAAAUCUCGUACCUCGAGUGUUGACUCUCGGAUCCGCGAAUCCCGGUCCCGGAGCGAGGGAGAAGGCUGUGUGUCACCGGUCACCAAACGCAGCCAAUCGUCUCUGUCGAUGGUUGAUGAAUCCUGCCUCAAAAUCAAGGAGGAACUCGACUGUGAGUCUCCAGAAGAGUCCAAAACUGACACCAACAGUAACUUGUUCCCGGUUGACAGCGAGACACCUUUGAUCGACCCCAAAACACACCCGAAGUUCACUGUCAACUCCCCCACAGAACUCGCCAACAAAACUGAAUGUUUGUUGGAGAUGACUAAGAAAUUCGGGGAUGAAGUUUCGGUAAAAAAAGAGGAGAAUCUGGAGCCAUCGAAGGAUCUUGAUAAUCUGGACUUAUUCGUUGAUAUCAAACCAAAAAGGUUGAGCACUGACUCAAAAUUCGACGCAGCUGAGGAAGCCCCAGCCAGCGAUAAUUCCCAAUUUAAGGGUAAGUUUCGAAGAAUGGGUGUGAUGGUAGAUAAUAAGAACCGGUUACAGCGUACAAUAUGGGUGAGGAGAUCGCUAAGAACGGUUCAAAAAAGCUCCACAGACUCGGGAGAGAUUUUGAAACUUCUGAAGAUGGCUGAAAACGAUGAAAUGGACUGUGAUUCGGGCGACCAGGGUAGUGUGGAUUCGGAAGAGAAACAAAUGUACGAAGAUGAUACAUCGUCUGAUUUGUGUUUGAAGAUGGAGGAAUCACCUUGUAAAAGUUCGGAACCAUCUACAACACUCCCCGACUCAAAUACGAGGCUCUCUUUUGAUGGAGAUAAGUUGAAUGGUAGUGACGAUUCAAAGUCUUUGAAAACAGAGGAAGAAGGAAGAAAUUGUGAUGGUUUAUCAACAGAGGAAACUAAAGAUGAAGUACUUGUCUCACCACCACCAAAAACAAUUAAAAGUAUGUGUGUGGUUGAAGGCAACAGGAAAUCAGUGUCUCUAGUUGAUGAAGAAUUCAACGAGUUUGUUGAGGAUAAUCUGGAUGGAAUAUCUGAAGCAUCUACAACACCUCUAAAGAAUAAAAAUUUGGAAUUAAUAUCGAAAGAAAUUGAUUCCAUUGAAGGCCUGAAUACUGGAUUGAAAACGAGUAGUGAUAUUGAAGCUGAGGAGUGUGCAGCUAGUGGAAAAGAUGUUGAGUGUGAUGCUCUGACAACUUCACAGGUACAAGAUGCUGAAAUUGAAAAUAAUAAUUGCAAUACAUCGAAGAUCCUUGAUGCUGUAAACAGGGUAGAAGUGUCCUGUAAUGUUGUUGAAACAAGUUCCGUUCCUGAGAAAAUCAGACGUUCUAAUGAAAGAGUGUCAGUUGAAGGAAGUUUGUUUUCGACCUCCACCGAGUCUCAAACCAAGGUUGAGGAAGAAAUCGUCGCCGAAAAAUCGUGUUCUGUAAAUGAAUCUAAUUUGUUAACUAAUGAUAAAUCACUCCUAACUGAUUCAAAUAGUUCUGAAGGAGAAAAGAAUAGUUCUGAAGGAGAAAAGAAUAGUUCUGGUUUGCUGUUGUCAAACCGCAAGGAAAGUACUGAUUUCCAAACCGAUCUGUCAGAGAAAAACUCAAGCUCGUUCACCAAAGAUAGUAGUAUUUCCAGUAGUAGUAGUAAUAACAGUAAUUGUAGCGAGGAUGUGGUUCAUUUCGAAAACAACGAGGAGAGCAGAAAAGAGAGAGGUGGGAGUAGAAGAGAGAGCUUGGAGAAGUCGUCCAGUAAUCAAAUUUUGAGUCCAAUCGAUCCCAAGAUGUCAACUUCUGACGAUGACAACAGCGAAAUCAACAAGAUUUUGGGUAGAAUUUUGGAUGACAAAUUGGAGGAGAAGUUACAAGAUGAGGGUGUGGAUAAAAGUGCAGGAAUUGAAGAGAUGCCAAGGAAAAACCAGGAUGAUCAUUUCAGCGAUAACUCUUCCUCGAAUAGCUCUUACAUUUCGGCAGUCACUGAUCCACCCUUGUCUCUGGAUUCUGUCGACUCUGAAUGGCAUCAGGAAAACCAGGCCGGACUAGAGGAAGUACGAGAGUCUUCUGAGCUGAGUCAGUCUCUGCUAAAUGAAGGACGUGAGUCUGCUAAGCUGAGUCAGUCUGUGCUAAAUGAAGGAUGUGAGUCUUCUACGGUGACUCUGCUAAAUGAAGGACUUGAGUCUUCUGCGGUGACUCUGCUAAAUGAAGGACGUGAGUCUUCUACGGUGACUCUGCUAAAUGAAGUACAGGAGUCUUGUAAGGUGAGUCAGUCUGUGCUAAAUGAAGUACAGGAGUCUUCCGAACUUCAAGAGUCGUCACCUAUGAACCAACCUGAGCUAAAUGAAGUACAAGAGUCUUCUCAGACAGUGUUAGACGAAGUACAAAGGAGUUCUCGAGCAGUACUAAAUGAAGUACUAGACAAAGUGUGUCAGGAUGAUACUCAAACCACACCGAUGCCUGUUGAAGAAACUACAGACAAUGAGACACAAGACAAUACCGAAGGAGAACUUGAUAACAAGACUGAAGUUGAAAUUCGCGAGGCCGAUUUUCAUGAUUUGCAACCCAACUCGCAAACUGGUAAUAAACCGGACGAAGCUUCGCUAGAGUCCGCGGAAGAUCGUGCAAUCAAAGAGUCCGUUCUGGGAGCGCUCGGAUUGAAAUCGUUGCACGCUCUAGCCAGUGAUAGUUGCAAGGAAGCCGAGAAGAAAGUGAGUACGGGGACUCUGAAGGCGGUGAUCAAGUUGAACCGGAAUGGAGACAAGAAGUCGGGAGCGAGGAAGAUGUUCUUCAAACAAGGAGAGAUGGCUGAGAACGGCAUGGCGGGCCCGAGAGAGAGCGGAGGGAGCGGGCUCGAGUACAGGAUAUGUUCUGAGAACGAUCAGUGUGAGACGAACUCUUCUGCCGGUGACAUAGCUCGCAAGUCUCAUAGAUCUUCUUCUCUUGAUGAUGGACCCAGUGAAAGCAGUUUGAGCAUUUUGCCUCCCUUGCAAACCGACAGCAUGGCUCCUGAUGCGACCUCUGAUGAUAAAAGCGGGAAACAAUCGAGCCUGGUGAUCCCUGAGAAGGCGUCCUCCUUCUCGAUCCACCCGGGCCGACUGUGCUCGGACAACUGUCGCUACUGCUUCGGCAAGUUCGGCUGUCUGGACACGCCCUGUCAUCUCGCGCAGCUCAAAAAUGCCGAACGUCAGCAGAAAAUAUUGGCCAACGAGCCGCACCUGAAAAUGGACUCGUGCCUGUGUGACGGCUGCUACCGCUUUGUGGACCGCAAGGCGAACAGCACAAAGCGCAUGCGCAAACAGCCGCAGAGUGGAGGGGGGUCACAGCCUCGCAGCAACCUCAGUGAUGCUCAGUGCUCAGUGAACGGGUGUCAGCAGCCGUCUCGCCACUCCAUCAGACGCAAGUGGCUUCUCAAGCUCAGAAAGAGUCUUGCCAACAAGUUGGAUAUUGAUUUGGAGAAAAAUCCUCAUCUGCCGUUUCCUUUGUGUGCUGAGCAUUACUACUGGGUGGAUUACCUGACAGCGUGCGGCGUGUGCAAGAAGCGACUGACUCGCAACCACAUGUUUGCCGUGGGUUCGGAAGCCAACCACAUGAAUCAGCUGUUGAACGAGGAUGGCAUCCCGGCCCGCCUCUCCGAACAGCUGUUCCUCUGCAAACUGUGUCGUUACUACUGCAGCAUCCGCCUCAAGCACCCUCCCUCGCAGAGCAGCAAUCUGCCCAGCAGCCACAAGCUCUUCCUCAGGGACUAUCGCCGCAAAAUCCUGGCCUACCUAGACAUCCUAGUGAGCGAGAGCGACGAUGAGUCGACGACUAGUACGCAUGCGCAAGCAUCUGCACCGAAGGCGACAUCAACGUCAUCUAGCGGCCAACACUCGAACCAACUUCCCACCGCGACCCCCAGCGACCAACAGCCCAAACCAAAGAAACGCCGCUCCAAGUCGGCCGGCGGCAGCAGUCAGUCAGUUUCCAAGAAACGAAAACUCGACGUAAAACUGGAAGGCAGUGACGCAAACUUUGAUGCGCCUCAGAUGAUCGAUUACAGUUUUCUGGAAAGCUACGACCGGAAAACGGGAGGUGGUGAGUUUGAAGAUCAGAGUUCGAUCGGGUUCAGUAACAUCGCGUCACUCCUCACCAACUCAUCUAUUGAUGAACGGCAAAGCAACCAGCCUCGGGCACGGGUCGACAUGUCCAAACCGACCCGUAUCCAAGUGAAAUUCGGCAACCUAAACAUCGGCAAAUUGAGUAACCUGAACAUCGGACAAGAUUCUCGCAGCAUCUCACGCGAGAAACAGUCUUCAGCAACUAGUCCCGCUGAUCCCCCUGACCGUCCCCCGUAUCUACCAGGGGAGAAAGAGCUCCCCCUCAAGGGUGAACUACGCAAUGAGACAUCCAAUGAUAGCAACGGUUGGGAACGGCGCACCCUGUAUCUCCAGUUCGACGAACAAACUAAGAAGCUGUGGAACGAUUUGCAGCGUCCCUACGGCAACUCAAGCAGUUUCAUCAGGCAUCUAGUGAUGUUGGAGAAGUACUGGCGGGAGGGUUCGUUGGUGUUAUCGGAAACAGCUGAUCAGAGAGCGGUGAAAUACAAUAACAGUGUGAAGAAUCGUGUGAAGGCGUUUGAUGGCAAGUCGACAACCAUUCGACCGGUGACAGUCUCCUCUGUGGCACCCCCCACCCCUGUGACGACGACAACAUCGGCAGAGAAAAUGGCAACACUGUCAACAGCCACCAAAACAUCCUCACUGUCGGAGACACUUUCAAACCUUCCCGCCGUUUCGAUCAUGUCCUCAGCUGUGGCACUGCCUCCUAGAUCGGCAUCCGCCUCGCCGGUGCCUUCUGUAUCACUGACUCUGCAGCCGGGUUCAAUACCUCAAGCGAAAAGUGAACGGCCACCUAAAUCGACGAAAGCUAGUGGGGGAGUGAGAGUGAUCGAAGUUGACUCGGGUGAGGCGGCGAAGGGAGGCAGACAACAACCAAUGUCCACCCCUCCCCCUCCACCCCUGCUCAAACUGGACGCAAACCUGUGGCAGAAGAUGCAAGGUCAAGGUCAACCCAAUCCUCAAGGUCAACUGAUGGCGGCCCGCCAGUCUGUGCAGCCUCUGAAGGUGAUUGUGUCGAGCAGUGGCGAGAGCCCCAAGAUGAUCUCAAACUUGAUAGCCGUUCGCUCCGCGGGGGGAAACCUCAAACUCAACAAAGUGCCCCAAAUUGUUCAGUUGGACAACAGUAGCUCCCAGCUGCAACUGAAGAUGUUGAAGCCUGUCAUCAAUCCCUACCAUCAGAUCACUACUAAACCUCAACAACAAACAAAACCGAGUGGCAUCCCAAACACACAACCUCCAAAACAGGGUGGCAUCCCCAACACCCAACCUCCACUGAAGAGGGAAAAGUUUUAUAAGACAGAGUACACCAACGUGAGGAAAUCAUCCCUGGUCGACGGCUUUGUGCCGAUGAUUUCCGACGUGCGCUCCUUGGCGGGCAUACAAGGAGUAUGGAACAACCCCCCUCCCCCCACCCCACCACCAGCCUACCGCAAACCUCCUCCAGCCUCGACCUUGACCUCGGCCUCGGCUAAACCUCCAACCACCUAUUACACACCGAUCCUGCCGAAACUGCCCGGCUCCAUGCUUCCUCCAAGCUCCGCGUCGUCUUCGAGGUCGCGAGUUAUCCACUCGAUCACCCUCACCAACUCGGCCAUGACCAUUGAGAAGGCCCCGCCCACCAGCGACACAAAUACCCCGCCCCUAUUGGUCGCCGAGAAACCUUCCAUUUCUGUUUUCAGAGAAGAGUUUCCGAACUGAGUAAUGUAUAGUUGUCUAUCAUUUUGUGUGUAUGAUUUGUAAAAAAGUGUCUGGAGGAUUAUUUAGUGAGAUUAAUUACAUAGAAUUACUAAGGCCCGGGUUCCGAGCUCGGGAUUUGGCUAAGUUCUAGACUUCAAACAGCUGGAGUCAGAAAAUUGGAUUUCCGAGUCAGAGCGUUAACGUAGUUGAGGACUUGAUAAACACUGGAGUUUAGGGAUCAAUUAAAUUUCGUUUCAAUUAAAUAAAAGAGACGUUUGAAUUAAAUUCGAAAAACUAGAAAAUUGAACACAUAAUAGAAUAAAGAGAAAAUAGUGAAAAGUUUCAGCUAUUUAAAAUUAUUUAGGAAUGUUUAAUUUCGUCAAGGAAAAACUUUUCCAAUUAUAGAAAUGAGAAAAUAAAAACUGCGACUACUGUUAUAAAAGCUGCGACUACGCCCCGUUUUGGAAAGCCAAUUUUCUGACUCCAGCUGUUUAAAGUCUAGAACUUAGCUAAAUCCCGAGCUCGGAAACCGGCCCUAAUAGUCUAUUACCCUUGUCUAAAAGAAAACAAAAGUAAUGGUUCUAGUAAUUCUAUGUUAAUCAACUUCCAAGCAGCCCUUUUAGAAGUAUAAAAAGUGUCGGGAGUAUUAUUGAGUCUCUGAGAUGGAUUACUAGUAUCCUUAUUGAAAAGAAAACAAUUUUGUGUUAAUAGACUUUCAAGCAACCCUAUUGAAAUUAAUGUAUAAUACAUUGAGAAACACUUAUUGACAUGGGCUACUUUUAAAUUAAUAAAACAAAAUAAAUCUUAUAGCACCCUUUAUUUUUAAAAAAAACUUUAAAAUAGUUGAACAACUAGU
Molecule: messenger RNA, 8112 nt
Organism: Nilaparvata lugens (brown planthopper)
Lineage: Eukaryota; Metazoa; Arthropoda; Insecta; Hemiptera; Delphacidae
Gene: east
Exons: 9
Coding region: 321-7277 (2318 amino acids)
Source: RefSeq, a predicted model, not a curated record